AUGGCCCGCACGGAGAGCAUCGAGAACUUCAGCGGAUACCGCCCGGAGGGAAAGAAGCGCAGCCUCACCGAGGCGUACUACGUGCCGCCCUUCGGAUAUUCGUCGGGCCUGAAGAUGUGCGAGUUUACCAAGAGGCGCCGGACGGAGUCCAGCAGCGGCGUCACUUCCGCAACCUACACGUACAGCGCUCCUUCGCCGACCCUCGCCCCGACCGGCUUUACGCCCGCCGCGCUCAAGGCCAUGAAACAUCAGGUGCCGGUCGUCCGCAGGCCCCCCUACGAAUCAGACCUGAAGCUUCUCCUCAAGGACGCACAGGACCACGAGAUCGCGAUGCGCGCUGCCUUGGACGCCGCCGAGAGGGAGCUGCACGAGGCUACCAAGCGGGCGGCCAUCCUCGCCUCCGACCUUCUCGAUGCUAUUUCUCGCGGCCAGAGGUUGUCGGAACUCGACCAAGAGCAAAAGGCGAACGCCGCCGAGAUUGCCAAGGUCGUGCAAGAGGCGGGUGCGACCACUCUCGACGUCCAGCGGAAGCUGGCCGAGUCCCGGGCGCAGGCGGACGCCGCCGAGGCUAAGAAGGACGCCCUUCUCCACGGCCUCUCGCGCGAAUCGCUCCUCCACUGCCCCCCGCACGAUGACGUCGAGCUGGCCAAACUCCUGGAAAAGCACGAGGCGUGCCUGAAGAAGGCCAACGGGCUUCGGGCGCAGUGGUACAGAGAUCUUCUCGUGCUCGAGCGGCACUUCGCCGGCGACCUCGACUACGUCAGCUCGUCCCUCCAGACCUUGGCAUCCUCCGACAACCUCUUGCCGCCCCACGUCAUGGCGGUGCUGUCUGCCGAAGACGCGAAGCGUGCCCAGGAGACCGGUAGGGCCCGGGCGAAAGAGCUCCACCUCUCCGCCGAAGCCAGGGCCCGGGCGAAAGAGCUCCACCUCUCCGCCGAAGCCAGGUACCGGGAAAUAGUGGACAAGGUGGGCACUCUGACCCCGUGCCUCGGCACCAGGCCGUCGAUCGACGCGCGCGAACUCGCCCUGGCCGAGGAAAAGCUGGUGAGGGUAUCGGCGAUGAUCUCGGCGUUCAACCUGUUNAGGUACCGGGAAAUAGUGGACAAGGUGGGCACUCUGACCCCGUGCCUCGGCACCAGGCCGUCGAUCGACGCGCGCGAACUCGCCCUGGCCGAGGAAAAGCUGGUGAGGGUAUCGGCGAUGAUCUCGGCGUUCAACCUGUUCCGCACAGCACAGGCGAACAAGAGGAUGGACGCGCAGCGAGCCUGCAACGAGUACAACCAGGCCAUGUUCGACGUUUCGAAGUGCGAGAAGCGCCUUGCGGACGCGAAGGCGUACGAGCAGGAGGCUCUGGAGGACGAGGAGGAGGCCGAACAGGCCGUUUUCGAGACAGGGCAAGACAUCAAUAAGGUCGUGGCCGAGAUGGUCGACUUCAAGAACCGGCUGGUCGACCCUGAGUGCGAAGAGGAGGGCAUCAAGCGAGUCGUGGUCAAGACCCGACAAGCCUGGAACGAGGCCGUGUUGACGGUGGCUCGCAUCAAGGAGCACUGUGACUCGGCAGUGUUGCGGACAGCAUGCGUGUGGCCGUGA
This is a messenger RNA of Ectocarpus sp. CCAP 1310/34, 1590 nucleotides long. The record is from the annotation of a GenBank genome assembly. NCBI's taxonomy places the organism in Eukaryota, Phaeophyceae, Ectocarpales, Ectocarpaceae.